Molecule: messenger RNA, 1576 nt
Organism: Xylona heveae TC161
Lineage: Eukaryota; Fungi; Ascomycota; Xylonomycetes; Xylonales; Xylonaceae
Product: DNA replication factor c subunit
Exons: 5
Coding region: 108-1322 (404 amino acids)
Biological process (GO): DNA-templated DNA replication; DNA repair
Cellular component (GO): Elg1 RFC-like complex; nucleus; Rad17 RFC-like complex
Molecular function (GO): ATP binding; DNA clamp loader activity; ATP hydrolysis activity
Source: RefSeq, a predicted model, not a curated record
AUCGCCAACGACAAAAAUUGCAACGAAAGGAUCAAUAGACCAAACCGGAUCCCGACGAGAUAUUUCCAGCGAAGAUAUAUUGGAUUCCUUGAUACAAAGCGUGCACCAUGUCAGACAUUGAAGAUGAAAUGGACGUGGAUACCGCUCCCCUCAACAAUACUAUCCAAUUCAGCUCGGACAAUACGAACAAGGGCAAGAGAAGCGCGGCGAAUUUGCCAGUAGAAGCCGAGGAUACUCUGCCUUGGGUGGAAAAAUACAGACCCGACACUCUCGACGAUGUUUCAGGACACAAGGAUAUUCUUGCAACAAUUAAUCGUUUCGUGGACACAAACAAACUCCCUCAUCUUCUGCUCUACGGCCCGCCAGGUACAGGAAAAACAUCAACAAUUCUCGCACUUGCAAGACGAAUCUAUGGCAAUCGCAACAUGAAGCAGAUGGUGUUGGAGCUUAAUGCCAGUGACGAUCGAGGCAUUGAUGUGGUGAGAGAACAAAUCAAGACAUUUGCCAGCACAAAACAAAUCUUCAGCGCGGCACCCAAAGACGGCGCGCAGUCACUUGGUGCAUACAAGCUCAUUAUUCUCGACGAGGCCGACGCCAUGACCGCCACCGCGCAAAUGGCUCUGCGCCGCAUCAUGGAGCGAUACACCGCCAAUACCCGUUUCUGUAUUAUAGCCAACUACACGCACAAACUGUCUCCCGCGCUUCUUUCGCGAUGCACACGGUUCCGAUUCAGUCCGCUCAAAGAGCCAGAUAUCAAACGACUCGUCGACUUGGUUAUUGAAAAGGAAGAAGUCAAUAUCACUGCCGAUGCAGUGGACGACUUGGUGCGCCUGAGCAAGGGAGACAUGCGCCGUUCGUUGAACGUCCUGCAGGCUUGCCAUGCGAGUAGCACACCUCUUCGCCCCCCAAAAUCCGCAUCGGAUAAAGAAACAUCCACUUCCGAGCCGAUCCAGCGCGACCUCAUCACCUCGCAAACCAUCUACGACUGCAUUGCCGCGCCGCAUCCAUCUGACAUUCAAACCAUUCUCACCACGCUCCUGACCACGCCUGACGUCAUCUCGUGUCUAUCAACAAUCAAUACGCUCAAAGCGACAAAAGGUCUAGCUUUGGCGGAUAUAUUGACCGCCCUGUCAGACGAGCUGGGCGGCGCGAAUGGCGCAAAGGGCGCCCUGGACGUCCCGCCCCAAACCCGCGUGGCGUGGCUCGAGGGCCUUUCGGAAAUCGAGUGGCGACUGAGCGGCGGUGGCGCGGAGACUGUGCAGACAGGUGGUCUAGUUGGUGCGGUGAGGAGUGGUGUCGAAUUGAUGGAAAAUGGGAAGUAGGUUUACCAUGACUCUGACUCUAACUCUGCCUCUGAGCCGAUGUUCAAGGGAAGAGUCAGAUAUGGAACCGUGAAGUAAGGAAAAGAAAGAGAGCGUGGAUAAGGGGGACAUGGGAAUGUAAUGAGGUACGGACGUGGUUCUAAAAUCUAGCAUCUACGGCGCAGAAAGGCGUUUAGCUGUGUGUAAAUAUCCUUUGAAUGUUUCUAUUAAGAGAAAUUUCACUUUGCAUCAUGUUUAUCAUAUCUCAGUUGAGG